Molecule: messenger RNA, 1536 nt
Organism: Erinaceus europaeus (western European hedgehog)
Lineage: Eukaryota; Metazoa; Chordata; Mammalia; Eulipotyphla; Erinaceidae
Product: bystin-like
Exons: 1
Biological process (GO): rRNA processing
Cellular component (GO): cytoplasm; nucleolus; preribosome, small subunit precursor
Molecular function (GO): snoRNA binding
Source: RefSeq, a predicted model, not a curated record
GAUUUCCCGGAGAGAUGCCCAAAAUCAAGCCUGCCCGUGGGGCCGGCGGCGAAAAACAUGCCCCCUUGGCCGAGCAGAUCCUGUCUGGGGAAGCUGUACACGCAGGGACCCGGGAAAAACGGCGAGGUCGCGCAACCUGCGAGGAGGAGGAGGAGGAGUACGUGGGCCCGCGGCUGACCCGGUGGAUUCUGCAGCAAGCGCUGCAGCAGCAGGAGGAACUCGAGGCCUAGCACGGGGCUGGGGCGAGGUCCGCGGCGCGGGAACCCACCACCAGUCUGGGUCCAGGAGUGCCACAGGAUGGAUCAGAUGAUGAGGAGUGGCCCACCCUGGAGAAGGCUGCCACAAUGACAGUGACAGACCACCAUGCAGAGGUGGUGGUGGACCUGGAGGAUGAGCGUGCCAUUGAAUUGUUCAUGAACAAGAACUCUCCUGCCAGACGCACCCUGGCUGACAUCAUCAUGGAGAAGCUGACUGAGAAGCAAACGGAGGUUAAGACAGUCAUGUCCGAGGUGUCAGGCUUCCCUAUGGCUCAGCUGGAUUCUCGGGUUCUGGAAGUUUACAGAGGGGUCCGGGAGGUGCUAUCUAAGUACCGAAGUGGUAAGCUGCCCAAGGCGUUUAAGAUCAUUCCUGCACUCUCCAACUGGGAGCAAAUCCUCUAUAUCACUGAGCCUGAGACCUGGACUGCAGUUGCCAUGUACCAAGCCACAAGGAUAUUCGCCUCUAAUCUGAAGGAACGCAUGGCCCAGCGCUUCUACAACCUUGUCCUACUCCCCCGAGUACGAGAUGACAUUGCUGAAUACAAACGGCUCAAUUUCCACCUCUACAUGGCACUCAAGAAGGCCCUGUUCAAACCCGGAGCUUGGUUCAAAGGGAUCCUGAUUCCACUGUGCGAGUCAGGCACCUGUACCCUCCAGGAAGCCAUCAUCGUGGGUAGCAUCAUCACCAAAUGCUCCAUCCCUGUGCUGCACUCUAGUGCGGCCAUGCUGAAAAUUGCUGAGAUGGAGUACAGUAGUGCCAACAGCAUCUUCCUGCGCCUGCUGCUGCUGCUGCCCUACCGAGUGCUGGAUGCCUUGGUUUUCCACUUCCUAGGGUUCCGGACAGAGAAGCGGGAACUGCCUGUGCUCUGGCACCAGUGCCUCCUGACUUUGGUUCAGCGCUACAAGGCAGACCUGGCCACAGAACAGAAAGAGGCCCUCUUAGAGCUGCUCCGCCUGCAGCCCCAUCCACAGCUCUCUACUGAGAUUAGGCGUGAGCUUCAGAACGCAGUUCCCCGAGAUGUGGAAGAUGUUCCUGUCACCAUGGAGUGAGCAGCCAGCCACUCAUCCAGGUCCAAAGAGCAUGGGGGAAACUGGGACCCCUGUUCAUGAUUAAAGAUGAGACUGAGACUUAAUAGCUGAAGACUCAAGAGCAGCAAGACCAUGGGCAUGGUGUGACUUCUGGGUAGUUGACAAGGGAGGACUUGGGGGUGUGGUGGCUCCCUUUUCCAUUGUAGGCCUUCAUCCUUGCCUGAUUCUGGCACCUGAUUUGAGAUCCUAU